This is a messenger RNA of Carlito syrichta (Philippine tarsier), 465 nucleotides long. RefSeq names its product aflatoxin B1 aldehyde reductase member 2-like. The coding region runs from base 1 to 465 and encodes 154 amino acids. Lineage: Eukaryota; Metazoa; Chordata; Mammalia; Primates; Tarsiidae. The transcript has 5 exons. The record is from RefSeq and is a predicted model, not a curated record.
AUGCACCUGACCAUGGCACCCCAGUGGAAGAGACGCUACGUGCCUGUCACCAACUGUACCAAGAGGGCAAGUUCAUGGAGCUUGGUCUCUCCAACUAUGCCAUGUGGGAGGUGGCCCAGAUCUGUACCCUCUGCAAGAGCAAUGGCUGGAUCCUGCCAACUGUGUACCAGCUUCUUCUGGAAGGAGCACCACUUCAAGGCCAUUGCCCUGGUGGAGAAAGCCCUGCAAGCCACAUAUGGUGCCAGUGCCCCCAACAUGACCUCGGCUGCUCUCCGAUGGAUGUACCAUCACUCGCAGCUGCAGGGUGCCCACGGGGAUGCGGUCAUUCUAGGCAUGUCUUGCCUGGAGCAGCUGGAGCAGAACCUGGCAGCAACAGAGGAGGGGCCCCUGGAGCUGGCUGUCAUGGACGCCUUCGAUCGAGCCUGGCACCUGGUGGCUCACAAAUGCCCCAACUACUUCCGCUAG